AUGGCUGAAUCCGUGGUCAGAGCUUCUUAUGGUAAAGCGACGUCUUUGAAUUUGAGCUCAAAGAAGCUAAAAGAGAUUCCUCAGUGUGUUCUGUCAUUAACAAACCUGUCGGUUCUCCUGCUGAACAACAACUGUAUCACUGUCCUGCCCUCACAGCUGCCAUCCCUACAACACAUGGCAGAGCUGAAUCUGGGAAAUAACGCCCUGAAGGAGAUUCCAGCAGUUUUGCGCUAUCUGGAGUCCUUGAAGAAACUUUAUCUGUUCAGCAAUCAGAUAACAGCAGUUUCACCAGAAGUGAUAGGUGGCUUACGGAACCUUGUUGUGCUCAAUCUGAACCACAACCAAAUACAGAGACUUCCUGCAGAGAUGAAAAGUUUGAGGAAGCUUCGACAUCUCAGUGUGCUGGACAAUUACCUGGAGGAGGUCCCUGCUGAGCUGGGCUAUCUCACCAAGCUGUCUGAGAUCAACCUGACUUCCAACAAGCUGUCUCAGUUGCCUCAGCAGCUGUACCAGUGUCGAGAGCUGACCAAGCUCCACGUGGCCAGAAACAAGCUGACCAGCCUCCCAGAGGGAAUUAGUGCUCUGGAAAAACUCCAGGUUCUCGAUGUGGCUGGGAACAAGUUGUCCAUGUUCCCUGUUGAGUUUCACCGGCUGCCCCUGAAGGAGCUGCACUGUGAAGGCAACAGGUUUGUGCACUGUGAGCCGAUGCCAUCAGUGCAGGAUGCAGAAGUUCUCGCAUUAAAGGAACUGGUUGCAAGAUUUGUGUUGUGGGAGAACAGGAACAGGUUCUCUGUCAUCCACAUGAUGCUUCCCCACUACCCACAUCUCACCGCUCUGUUGGCCAAUGGCAGCUGUUGUGCAGUUUGCCUCCGCCCCUUCCUCACCACCUGGCUGGAGUGCGUGCAUUUUGUCAGUCUGAGGAAGGACAUGAAAAUGAGGAGUUCACUGACUAUUCCCGUCCGUGCCGUUCUCUGCUCAUACAAGUGCUUUAAUACAGAAGGACACUCCUACUAUGGCGUUGCUACAACAUGAAUGCAAGUUCAUGAAAAAGUUCCACCUCUGCUCUCCUCCAUCAUCGGCUGUGAUUGACGGCACAUGAUCUCAAAACCCAAAUCUGGGGUCACGUGACGACCACUGGAGCAUGCCCAGUGCAGCAGAUCGGCGGGUGGGUGGGACACCAGGUAGCAGCAUCUGGUCUCCGCGUUUUCUGGAACACACAAGUGCCUGUGGCGCUGCAGGCUUGGCUGGUCGAACAUCUGUCUGCGAUCUGUGGGCCGGCUGGAUGAGCAGACCAGCAGCCCAACCAACCGGCCAAAUGAGCGUCCUGCACACAUGAAUGUCCUUCAGGAAUAUGUGGGUUAAUGUCUCUGUUAUCGCAAUCUGACUCCACUCAGUCCUGUCCAUUAUUUUUCGGGAGAGCGGAUGUCUUUGUAUUUGCUCUUUGUUCUCUAAAUAAAAUCUACAU
Messenger RNA from Paralichthys olivaceus (Japanese flounder), 1465 nucleotides. RefSeq names its product leucine rich repeat containing 69 (gene lrrc69). Gene Ontology annotation, molecular function: protein binding. The record is from RefSeq and is a predicted model, not a curated record. Lineage: Eukaryota; Metazoa; Chordata; Actinopteri; Pleuronectiformes; Paralichthyidae.